Sclerotinia trifoliorum is the source of this 1324-nucleotide messenger RNA. Lineage: Eukaryota; Fungi; Ascomycota; Leotiomycetes; Helotiales; Sclerotiniaceae. The record is from the annotation of a GenBank genome assembly.
CCAAUAUUUGCCCCUCGAGUUGAAAGUUCAGAUAUUGUGCUGUUUUGGAAAGGACGAGGAAAUAGAAUGUUAAUCCUGGAAAUUGAUCGAUAGCUUGCUGCUUUCGCAUCUUCACCCGCACUCACCCAAUUCAGAAUGAGGCUCUUUGGAUCGGGUUGAACGGUCAAGAUGGAGAAGCCAUUCAACUGGUCUUCCGAGCUGGCUGGACUACCCGGCCUUCCAGAUUCCAAUCAUCUCGUCACUCCUCAAACUGUAACGAUUCAAGAUAUCCGUGAACGAAGUCCCGGGAAUCUUGAUACUCAUGGCUUCGCUUUCUCAAAUCAGCCACGUCCUUAAAACCUGAACAUUUCAAUAACGAAGAUAUAGUCGAGGCAAGCUAUUAUUCGGAAAUUGAGAAUUUGCUGUGGAAAGAGCGUGCAGAUCUUACAGCAAUCGCGGUUCUUGGUCACCAGCUCGGUCAGCUUUCAGAUCGGAUGUUUGUGAACGACUACUUACGUGCCUCAAGGUUCGAAAGCGCAGCGCGAAGUUUCCGCACGAGAAAGGUGACUUAGUUCCCACUACCCAGCCACAAACACUAGCCCAUGACGGUCUCACUUUACAAGGAGCGAAGUCUCGUCUGGAGACGUAUUUCAAAGACGACCCGAGGCUAGAGAUGAGGCCAUGGGAGAUUUUGAAGUAACCUUUGUACCAUUUUCAAGGCACAAAGCAAGUAACUAACAGGUCGCUCAACAGCAUCUGGCGCGUGCUGAAGGGUCCCAGUGACGACUGGACAUUAGCUUUAUGCGACUACCGCAGCGUAGACGUGGAGCAUGACACUGUGGCGAAUGAUAUAGUCGUUGCGCAUGGUUCUGGUUCAGUUGAGAAUUCUCUGCUUUACUACGAUCAAAGACACGAAUGGUUUUACAAGAGUGAUAUGGAAGUCGAUGAUAUUAUCAUGUUCCGACAGACAGACUCUAGCGGAGCCAUGCCCAGUGAGACACAGCGCAGAGCUACCUUUGUUUUUAAACUAUUGAUACUUGCAACAGGAGCUUGGCACGCAUCUUUCAACCAUCCAUCAACAAGUACAAGCCCGUUUGUGCCACGAGAAAGUAUUGGAGUUUAAGUAGUAGUCUUCACAUGAUCCAGUCUCUCAGAUUAUAAUAUAUCAUACAACUUUUUACAAUAUUCAACUCGAUAUUAUAUUACAAUAAUAUAUCCCCGACAACCUCGCACCCCUUCGUUUUAUAUCUAAAUUUAAUUUACCCCACCUCAGGAUUCGUAGCUCCUCCUCGGACGCAUAUACGCAUCGCGAUGACUACAUAAAAACAUCGAGAUGCCCCUGGAA